AGGGCCCUACAGUAGCUGCUUAUCGGUGUAGAUAGGUAUACCUAGGGCGAGGUAGGAGGCACUGAGUUAGUUACAAUAGGCAGUAGUCGCAGUAGGUAGAUAGGUAGCCAGUAUCGGGCGUCGGGGCUCCGCUGGUCGGUCGGACCAUCCCCAAAAAGGGAGGCCUAGAUUACAGGGCCUCGUUGCUAAGUACCAGACUCGCCAGAUUGGAGGGUCCAGCGCAGACAGAUUUCGGAGGUCAGAAUUGUUGAGCGACUUCUCGUCCGGAGCUCCAUAAUUUUUUCACCCGUCUUCCUUCGCCCUCGCAGGCUUAACUUGUUAACCCUCCUGCCUCCCGCGCCUCCCGUUAUUCUCUUCGGGGUUCUCUUCGUUUUCAUAAUUAUUCAUACUGUCACAAUGUUCUCCCGAGCGCUGCGAGUUCCUCGAACUGCCGCCCCCCUGGCGCGCACACGAGCCACCGUCGCCAGACCGUCUACUGUUGCUGCUCUCCGAUCCGUGACCACCAAUGCCGCUUCAUCACACGCCGAUAAGGGCGCCGUUCCUGAUACCGAUGACCAGCCUUUCCAGGUCACCCUCAGUGAUGAGAGCUUCGAGACCUAUGAGCUUGACCCCCCUCCAUACACCCUGGAUGUCACCAAGAAGGAGCUGAAGGAGAUGUACUACAACAUGGUGACGACAAGGCAAAUGGAGAUGGCCGCCGAUCGCUUGUACAAAGAGAAGAAGAUCCGCGGUUUCUGCCACUUGUCAACAGGGCAGGAAGCUGUCGCCGUUGGUAUUGAACACGCCCUGACAAAAGAAGACGACAUUAUCACUGCCUACCGAUGCCACGGCUUCGCUCUGAUGCGUGGUGCCUCUGUACGGUCUAUCAUUGGAGAGCUGCUCGGCCGACGUGAGGGUAUCGCUUACGGAAAGGGCGGUUCUAUGCACAUGUUCGCCAAAGGUUUCUACGGUGGCAAUGGUAUCGUCGGUGCUCAGGUUCCCGUUGGUGCUGGUCUAGCUUUUGCCCACAAGUACAUGGGUCGCAAGAACGCAUCCGUUAUCCUAUACGGUGAUGGUGCCAGCAACCAGGGUCAAGUUUUCGAGGCUUUCAACAUGGCCAAGCUUUGGGGUCUGCCUGCACUCUUCGGUUGUGAGAACAACAAGUACGGUAUGGGUACUGCUGCAGCCCGAUCAUCGGCGCUCACCGACUACUACAAGCGUGGCCAGUACAUUCCUGGUCUGAAGGUCAACGGCAUGGACGUUCUAGCCGUCAAGGCUGCCGUCAAGUACGGUAAGGAAUGGACCCUCGCUGAAAGCAGUCCCCUGGUUCUCGAAUAUGUUACCUACCGAUAUGGUGGUCACUCCAUGUCCGACCCUGGCACCACAUACCGAACCCGUGAGGAGAUCCAGCGCAUGCGAUCUACCAACGACCCCAUUGCUGGCCUUAAGCAGAAGAUUCUGGACUGGGGCGUUUGUAACGAAGAGGAGCUCAAGAGUAUCGACAAGGAGGCUCGCAAGCACGUUAACGAUGAGGUGGCUGCUGCAGAGGCUAUGGCGGUUCCUGAGAACAAGCCCGAAAUUCUAUUCGAGGAUGUGUACGUCAGAGGUAGUGAACCACAAUUCCUACGCGGCCGCACACCGGAUGAGAACUUCUACUUCUCUUCCUAAUUAGACAACACUAGCGAUUAUCAAUCGGAAGCUCAGCCCGGGAUCAAAGCAAUUGGGUUAGGCAUUCUGUAUCAUUGUAGUAUAAUUUAGAAUGGCGGGUUGGAAGGUCAGGAGUAGGAUGGAGUAAUCAGAAGUGUUGAAAAUCCGCACUCAUGUCUUCUACUUGUCCAUAGUCAUUCCCGUCUACCCCUUGCACAAUGUCUCACUGUCUAUAUAGAGUUGACAAGAGUGAGAAGAUAUCAAUGAACUUCGUCGUGCUUGAACUAUUUAAUUAUUAUUUA
Molecule: messenger RNA, 1928 nt
Organism: Xylaria bambusicola
Lineage: Eukaryota; Fungi; Ascomycota; Sordariomycetes; Xylariales; Xylariaceae
Product: dehydrogenase E1 component-domain-containing protein
Exons: 3
Coding region: 397-1647 (416 amino acids)
Biological process (GO): pyruvate decarboxylation to acetyl-CoA
Cellular component (GO): intracellular membrane-bounded organelle
Molecular function (GO): pyruvate dehydrogenase (acetyl-transferring) activity
Source: RefSeq, a predicted model, not a curated record